Molecule: messenger RNA, 1697 nt
Organism: Owenia fusiformis
Lineage: Eukaryota; Metazoa; Annelida; Polychaeta; Sabellida; Oweniidae
Source: the annotation of a GenBank genome assembly
AUGGGAAUGUUGCACAAUUUUACUUUUAACUCGAAUACUCAAUAUAAGAAGAGAAUGGAGCGAUCGGGGAGUAGAAAGAAAAAGCGACAGGGCAGUGUGAAAAAGAGAUUGUCUUCAACACCUCCAAAGAUAGUUGUCAGUGAGGACAAAAAUGAACAUAAAACUACACAACCAAGAUCAAAGACACUAGUACAAUAUAACAGUGCCGGUGUAAUGACAUCGGAAUCAAUGAAAGUUGAAUACAAAAUCUCAAGUGAUGUAAUAGAAAGUUUAGAUCGGAUAAUUGGCACGGAUAAACAAACAAAAACUACAAUAGUUAGGAAAGCUGACACAAGGAAGAAUGAUGAUACCAAACUAUUUCCCAAAUUAGCUCAAAACAAUGAAGUAGCCAUAACACAAACACUAGAUGUACCAUAUUAUGGGGAACCUAGAAGGCCAAGAUCAAGGUCAUUAUGUAUGGCUGAUAUAAUUCCAAAAUCUAUUGAAAUUCAAGUUCCUAAAAUAAUGCAACCUCGAUCCAGAUCUAUGGAGCCAUCCAAGAGGAUGCUGCCCUCCUUAGCUAAUGACUUUGGUAAUAUAGAGAACGAACCCAAUUCAGAUACAAAUACAACAGAUCAAAGUAAACAAAAAAUGGUCACGGAAAGAAGCAGGAGUGCACUUCUCAAUAGAGUGCAAUCUCCAAGACACAGGUCCUUGUCCCCUCUGCCUCAUAAACCCAAAAUAGCAUUUGAAAAUAGCAGACUCGAGACAACAUCAACCGUCCGAUCAUCUAGUUUUUCAGAUGUUACAUCAAUCUCCCAAAUAGAGAUCAAUCCCCAAGAGAGACUCCAUACAAAUAAAGUGAUUCUCCCUAUGGAUGAACACUUUGAGGAGAGUAUGUACACAUUAAGACAGCUUUCAAUAAGACCCCAUAGUGCAAGUAUGGGAAGCUUAGCUACUCCAGUUCCAUCUACAACAUUCAAUGGAUAUGAAAUGACAAUGAGCCAAGAUGAUAUACAAGGAUAUUAUAGGCGUUUCAGUUAUGAAGACCAUAACAGCUACAAUAGCAUUACCACAUCAGAAAGUGACCCGCUUUAUUACAGUUCAAGUGAAUCUAUAAAUGGGAAAGAUGACUCUACCAGUACACGCAGAAGCAGUGUGGCAAACUCAACAGUAGCAAGUAGACUACAUGCAGUCAAAAACCCCAAGCCUGUGGACCAUCUAGAACUACUAGGAGAUGACCACUUGCAUAAUAAAUCAGCCAGCCUCAUUGACAUACACAAAUUACAAGAGAAAAACAACAAUAAUGAUAGGCAUGAGACUACUGGUAGUAUUAAAGCAAGUUCUCUGCAUGCCUUCUAUCAUUCCUUUGAAAAUCAUCAGCAGCCCAUGAUUCACAAACUGGUGCCCCCAAAUGCUUUAAAGUCAACAUUCCAGAGGCCGUGUGGGUGCUGUGGAAAUACUAGUUGCAACAAACAAUAAUCAUUGAACAUUAGAAUAGGGGCAUUGCCAAGAUCUAAACAUAGGGAAGGCAAAGAAAUGUUAAUAAAGAUAUUGAACAUAUAAUAUAAAAUUUAGAUGUGGCAUUUGCCUCAUCUGCCCCAUGUUUUGAAAGAUACAGUAUGAAAAUUAGUUAAUAUAUAAAAAACAAAAAACAACUGAAAUUACAGUUUGACAGUUUAAAAUAGCAAACCAUCUUUACAAGUCAUUCAACAAGU